This is a messenger RNA of Rhineura floridana, 3643 nucleotides long. RefSeq names its product TBC1 domain family member 25 (gene TBC1D25). Gene Ontology annotation, molecular function: GTPase activator activity. Gene Ontology annotation, biological process: activation of GTPase activity; regulation of autophagosome maturation. The coding region runs from base 321 to 2360 and encodes 679 amino acids. Lineage: Eukaryota; Metazoa; Chordata; Lepidosauria; Squamata; Rhineuridae. The transcript is spliced from 6 exons. Gene Ontology annotation, cellular component: autophagosome. The record is from RefSeq and is a predicted model, not a curated record.
CCUCAACCCUACCACCACCACAGUUUAACCGGUGUUUUCUGCUGUGGGUCUUUAAGGCUUGGCUGGUGACGUCAGUACCGGAGGCGACGCCGCGAAGAAGGCGGAAGUAGUGGUCGGGGUCACGUGACAGAAACAGUGCCUUUCCCUCCCUCCCCCUCUUCUUCUUGCCCGCGAGCCCCGCUGAGCUGAGGAGGGUGACAGUGGAGAGGUCCCCCCUUCUCCUCCUCCCCCCAGGGUGGGUGACGUUGAGGGGGGGGAGGUUGUAACGGUCUUGGCGCAAGCCGCCACCUCCCCCCCAGAGAGAAGGUGGAGGGGUCGGGAUGGCUGCGGCGGCAACAGCAGCACCGGGAGGGAGCGGGGCGGGGGCAGGAACGCAAGAAGAGGAGGAGCACGAAGUGGUUCGCGUGCGGGUCAAGAAAUGUGAAGGGUUUUUGCAGCCUGAGUUCCGUACUUUCGCAGUGGAUCCGCAGAUCACCUCAUUGGACGUGUUGCAACACAUUCUCAUCAGGGCAUUCGACCUCAAUGGGAAGAAGAAUUUUACCAUCAGCUAUCUGGGCCGAGACAAGCAAGGCCAAGAAUUGUACUUGUCAUUGAUAUCAGACUGGGAUCUGGGCAUGGCCUUUGCUGGAGCCUCCAAGCCUUACUUGCAACUCAAGAUAGACAUCAAGCUCUCGGAGGAUAGCCCCCUGCUAGAAGACUGGGACAUCAUCAGCCCCAAGGAUGUAAUCAGUACCGACCUGCUGCUGGUGGAGAAGCGGUCUCUGGCAGCAGCAGCCCUGCCCUUCACCCAAUCCAUCAUCUUCCAGGUGGGCAGGACACUCUCAAAGGUCCAACAAGCACUCAGCUGGUCCUAUGGUGAGGACGUUAAACCUUUCAAGCCGCCGCUGAGUGACUCAGAGUUCCACACAUAUCUGAACCGCGAAGGGCAGCUGACAAGGCCUGCAGAACUGCGUCUCCGAAUCUUCCACGGUGGAGUUGAGCCCUCACUGCGCAAGGUGGUUUGGAGAUAUUUGCUAAAUGUGUAUCCUGAUGGGUUGACUGGUCAGGAGCGCAUGGAUUACAUGAAGCAGAAGACACGUGAGUACGAGCAGUUGAAGGGGGAAUGGGAAGCACGAGCCAGCCCUGAGGACUUGGAUUUUAUUCGCAGCAACGUGCUUAAGGAUGUUCUGCGAACAGAUCGUACUCAUCCGUACUACGCAGGCUCAGAUGAUAAUCCCCACUUGACAGCCCUGCAUGACCUCUUGACCACCUAUGCCGUCACACACCCACAAAUCUCCUAUUGUCAAGGCAUGAGCGACAUUGCCUCCCCUAUUCUGGCUGUAAUGGACAAUGAAGCUCAUGCCUUCAUCUGCUUCUGUGGCAUCAUGAAACGUCUGGAGGGCAAUUUCCAGGUGGAUGGUGAAGUCAUGUCGGUUAAGUUCUCCCACCUCAAGCUUCUCCUCCACCACUCAGACCCAGCGUUCUAUUCCUACCUUCUCUCUUGGGGUGCUGACGACCUCUUCUUCUGCUAUCGCUGGCUGUUGCUGGAACUUAAGCGUGAAUUUGCCUUUGAGGAUGCCUUGCGCAUGCUGGAGGUCACUUGGAGCUCCUUUCCUCCCGACCCUCCUGAGAAGGAAGUAGAGUUGGUGGGCCCGCCGGCCAGGCCUGGAGACAGCAGCCAGCCAGUUCGAAGGAGACACAUGUUGCGUCCAGCUUGCAGUUUUGAGGCAGCUGGGGACCAGCCCUGCCAGGGAGCAGUUUCUGAGGAAAAGAUGCUAGUGAAACAAUCUAGGUUUGGGGAGUUCAAGUAUUAUAGCACUCAUAAUGAGGACAGUUCAGAAGAUGACCCAUCACCCAGAUCUCAGCGCUCAGUCGAGGAGGAUGAGGACUGCUGCAGUGAGCAGGAUCCUUUAAUCCACACAACUAGUGUGGCCAAAUCCUUCUCUGCUCCAUCCCUCCGGGCCUUGACCCCGCCCUCUCAAGACUCUGCCUCCUCCUCAACCAAUGGCAAUGAGGAAAGCCAGUCAGAGGAAGAGAAAGGAAUCGCAGUGGUUCACACGCCUUCUUCUCCCUCCCAUGGACUUGCUGCUUCUACUCCUGCUGCUGCAGUUAGCCUCCCGCCUCCACAGGAGUUUGGCAAAGGCAACCCAUUUGUGCUCUUCCUGUGCCUGGCCAUCCUCCUUGAGCACCGUGACCAUAUCAUCAAGAACAAUAUGGACUACAACGAGCUGGCCAUGCAUUUUGACCGCUUGGUCCGUCGUCACAACCUGAACAAGAUUCUUCACCGCGCCAAGGCCCUCUUUGCCAACUACCUACAUUCUGAAGUCUGGGACUCUGAAGAGGGUGAUGAGGCAGCGGCUGAAUCUCCUGCAGCAUUGUGACCCCCUUUUCUCUUGACAUGCAGGGACUGGUUCCCUGCUGCCAUUAUGGUGCAAGCAUUGAUGUGGAAAGGUGGACAACGAGUAAUUUGGCUUGAUCUCAGCUCUAUAGUAAUCUUCUUGGGAAGUGGUCUGGAGCAGCUAAGUUGGAUUGUUCUACUCAAUACACCUUCUGUGUCAAAUGUACUGUUUUUAACUUAUCUCUUUGUGCAAAUAUCUUGGCACCAGAUGUACCAUCCAUCUCCUGUGCCUACUACCCUUCCAAGUGCUAGUGAUCUCCCUAGGAAGAUCUACCCUGGAGCAUCCAGGUUCUAUACUUUGUUAGCCCUUUUACUUCUUCCUCCUCAAAAUUUGCCUACCCAACCACUAGUCCUCCUUAGAAUGUUGGUCACUAAGCAACCAAGCAACUAAGCAACCAAGAUUCAUUUCUUAUCUUUCUGGAAUGAUCUCUUCUGUUCUGAGCAGGUUUGCCAAAAGCAUAUUUUAAUGCUGAAUCUUGAAAUGACUUUAUUUCCUCUAUAGUGCGGCAGUGUGUACUUGGCAAAAGCCAGCACAUUUGCCCUUCUGCAAAAAUUUGCCUUUUAUGCUGAGUUAUUUAUAUGUUUUGGCCCGUUGGGGUAUUUUUAAAGCACUUUAUUUUAUCUAGGAUUGUUUUUGUUUGUUCUUUCCUCUAGUACUGCCUUUCUGUUUUAGCUUGUAAACGCUUUUUAAAAACUGAACCCGCAGCCUUCAAAAAAACAUGCUGGGUGUGUUUAAAAGUGGACUGGUAACACCCCAUUGCCUUUACUGGCCAAUUUUUAAGCCAAGCAGGUUCUCUUUUUAAAUUGGUUCUCUUUUUUAAAUCUCAAAGGUCUUUUCUGAAUUGUUUACUCAAGGGGAGUCAACAGUCUAGUAAAAGUGAAUGGAGUCUUUAUACCACAGUGUCCUUAUAGAUCUUGCUCUUGGGUAAGUAAUAGCUUGUGUCUAGCUCACACAACUUCUAACUGGCAAUCUCCCCAGCCAUUGUCUAGUCAGGUGGGUUAUGUUUUCAGUCUCUUUAGCUGGUCUCCCUAUUUACACACAGGUGCUUGGCCAGGUUGCCAAAUUCUUACAAUGACUUCUCUAUCCAUUUUUAGCUUGCAGGGCAGGAUCGCACUGGAAUGUGUAGCAACAGAUUCUGUAUCACAUAGGCAAAGAGAACUCAAGUUGCUUCUAGUCUUACGCAUUAAUCUGAUGUCAAAUAGUAGCAAAUGGUAAUGUACAGCAAUUGGCCUCUUAAUAGAGAAAAAGUGUUUUGAUUUCUUGAA